This is a messenger RNA of Acanthisitta chloris (rifleman), 537 nucleotides long. It is a transcript of the gene TSPAN2, whose product is annotated as tetraspanin 2. NCBI's taxonomy places the organism in Eukaryota, Metazoa, Chordata, Aves, Passeriformes, Acanthisittidae. The transcript is spliced from 6 exons. The record is from RefSeq and is a predicted model, not a curated record. Gene Ontology annotation, cellular component: membrane. The annotation marks the transcript as partial.
CUGGCAGGACUGGCUAUCAUUGCCUUUGGGCUCUGGCUGAGGUUUGGUGGGGCCAUGGCAGACUUGACUUCAGACAAAAAGUCUCCAGAGUAUUUCUUCAUGGGCCUCUAUGUGUUGGUGGGAGCAGGAGCUAUCAUGUCUGCAGUUGGAUUUUUUGGGUGCUGUGGAGCAGCACGAGAGUCCCAGUGCUUACUUGGAGCAUUUUUUGCUUGCUUGUUGGUGAUAUUUGCAGCUGAGGUCACUGCUGGAGUAUUUGCCUUUAUAGGCAAGAAAGUGGCAAUACAAGAAGCCCAGAAAAUCUAUGAAGAUGCUUAUGAUGAUUAUAUGAAAAACCCAGCAGGGAAGUUCAACAGUACUAUCUAUCACUACCACGUGGCUCUCCAAUGCUGUGGUAAAGGUGUUGCAGAACAACAAACAGGAUUACCCUGCCCAGAGAAUAUCCAGGUGCCAAAGAACUGCCUGGUUGAAAUCGAGAAAGUAAUUGAUACUAAUCUACAUUUAGUUGGAAUUGUUGGAAUUGCAAUUGCUGGCAUCACA